CAGAAGAUAAAGAUAAAUUUUCAGGUAGUAAAGGUUAAAAGCAGUUGGAACGUCAUGGACGCUUCGCACAAGUCGACGUGUCGAUCGAUUAAUAAGCAAACGAUGUGUUUCACGCUGGUCAAACGUCAUCGCCGUUGACGUGCUUCCAUUUGGAGCGAACGUCGAACGUCUGGCGGCUCGAUGGCCCGCAGCUGCGAUCGCGAAUCGCGACUCCGCGCGUCGAACGAGCAAGUUUCGCGCGUAACGUGAAAGGACACCACGAGAUGCUAUCUUCGGGGACGGAGAACUGGUCCACCCACUGGGAAUUCCAGAUUUUUUUUUUCUCCGACGACUAUCUGCUAGGGAGGAGCACGGAGAACGCGCGUGGAUCGAUCCGCGUCGAUCCCUGAGAUCGAGAACGAUCCGUAUCUCGCUCCUCUGGACCGAGCUACGAACGCUGAAAUUCUUUGAACGCAAGUCAAGAGGAGGAGAAAGAAUUCGUUCUUAAUUAUUGCUUGACAAAUGUGAUCGAUGAGGCAGACGAAAACAGUUUCUGGACCAUCGAGGACAAGAAACUUCGCGGACCCGCGCGUUUGUCUUGUUCCAACAACUGGAGGAAUGGUACCCGGGGAGAUUGGGUUCCAUUUGUUUGUGUCCGAAGCCUGCGACUGCGGGGCUGAGGUAGAACGAAGCGGACCGUUUAAUUCGCCGUGACUCGGUCGGUCGAACGGCUGCUCUCACGGUUCCGCUGAACAAUGAUGGAACGAGCUGGUACCACGAGCAACGACGGAACCCGACUACGCGUGUUUCGAACCUAAAGAAGUAUCCCGGAAGGUGGGAGUUGUACUCAUAAUCCUCUGCGAGAGUCCGUCCGCGACUCUCGGUGCCCCGGCCGCUCGUAAACUACAUCCGUCUCUUUUUCCACGGCGUAUACCGCGGGGCAGAAUGGUAGGGGCCAGGAGGCCGACGGGGAAGGAGAAGAACCAGUCGUGAACCAGAACCGUCGGUCCUCAGAAUCUCCCCAGUCACCUCUUCGAGUCUGUGCGGGGACCAGGCGCGUGGAUUUCUCCCGAUCCGCCGGUGUUGCGCGCUGUUCCGGCCGGUGAUCUCGCGAGAGCUGUCGGCUUACUCGCUCGCUCGCUCGCUCGCUCGCACGCACGCACGCCAGCGCGCGCGCACUCGCGUGUGCCUCGCUCUCGUCCGGCUGCGACAACGGAACGAUUGGAUCCAUCGAUCGAUCGUUUUGUCACGCUACGGGGUCCGCGCAUGCUGAUGAUCCUACUGGGUCCGGAGACGAUGAUGGUCCUGGAAAGAGACACCUGGGGCGAGGGACCAACCGCGGCUAGGACUCUGACAGAAUUGUGAAAAUGCUGCCCUGACCAAUUGAAAGUGACACGGCUGACGGAAAAUGGCUUUGACCGUCGUACCCUCGGCCCGCGUUUUCAAUGGAAACGUGGGGACGCAGGCCUACGUUUCCGGUUCCACGGGGUCCAAGUGCCUGUGCUGUCCGUACGGGUACCACAUCGACCUGGAUUUCGUGCGAUACUGCGAGGCGGUCGCAGCGGGAAGUGCCGACGACAGGUCUAGCAUCGAGAGACGGAAGAAAAGGGAACGUCGAAGGCAAUGCCAGUCGAUGGAAGUUCUCCUGGGUCUGGUGAGCCCGGCCCUCGUAGGAAUAGAGGCCGAACUGCCGAAAAUACCGCAAGUACCUACCGCGACGAACGGCGUGGCGACUUUGCCGAGGCCGAGCUACGAGAGGCAGGGGUGCGUGCAAGAUUCGUCGGCCCUCGACCUCAGCGACGUGGUGGGCGACUUCGAGGCGACCCUCAGGCGCUCCAGAUCCACCAAGACCACCGGCAAACAAGAUCAGUUCAGCCCUCAUCGGUUCUCGGAACUGGAUUUCAAAGAAAGGACUUCAGCCAAACCGAUGUUUUCAUAA
Molecule: messenger RNA, 1918 nt
Organism: Nomia melanderi (Alkali bee)
Lineage: Eukaryota; Metazoa; Arthropoda; Insecta; Hymenoptera; Halictidae
Source: RefSeq, a predicted model, not a curated record